ACCAAUGCGGGCGCCGGCUUCACUCUCCGCAUACGCACCUAGUUGAUUUGCAUAGAGCAGCAGCCGGAGCCCCGACACUGUGCAACCCUAGAAGGGAAAAGGAGGCUGCGGAGCUGGACUGGUGUGUCUGGCUCCUGGCAAGCAGGGGAGUGGAGCAGAGGCAGACAGGAGCUAGAAUGGCUGCACGGUUCACUUCCUAGGCAUUGCAACACGGCACAGCAGCAGCAACAACAGGGAGAGCGCCACGGCAGAGGCAAAGCCCAGCGCACGUUACCUGCUAGCUUGAGAUGAGCCCCGCAGAGGGAAGGAAGCUGCUGCCUUUCAAUGGAGCGGGAGGGAGGAGGGAGAGACGCUGAAGUGCUGGCUCCUGGUGCACGGUGUUGAGGGGGGGAGAGGGCGAGACACUCCGCUUGCGCUGGGCACGGAGGUGGGGAGGGAGCUGCGGUAACAAGGACUCAGCUCGGCUCUGCGCGGGGCCAGGGCAGCCGGAGAGGCGUCUUGCAGCGGGCGCGGGGGAGGAAUCGUUCUGCAAAGGGACCGAGCCGAAGCGUCCAGCCCGGGCAGCCUCGCCGCUCCCAGGAGCUAGACUCCCGCACGCACCGGAGGGGGCUCGCAAUGCGGUGCCUGGCUCUGCUCGGCUUCUUCGCCUGGGGCUUCGGGAGCUCGGCUGGGCCCAGCGGCGGAGCUUCCCCUCCUCCUUGCCCGGCUUCCUGCAGCUGCGAUGGGGACGGAGGAGUCGAUUGCUCCGGCAGGGGGUUGACCACCGUGCCUGAGGGUCUCAGCGCCUUCACCCACGCCCUGGAUAUCAGUAUGAACAACAUCACAAAGCUACCAGAGGAUGCUUUUAAGAACUUUCCUUAUCUUGAAGAGCUGCGACUGGCUGGCAAUGACCUUUCUUUUAUCCAUACGAAGGCCUUGUCUGGGUUGAAAGAACUCAAAGUGCUAACCCUACAGAACAAUCAGCUGAAGACUGUACCUAAUGAGGCCAUUAGAGGACUAAGUGGUUUACAAUCCUUGCGUUUAGAUGCUAACCAUAUUACUGCAGUCCCAGAAGACAGUUUUGAGGGUCUUGUCCAGCUACGUCACCUGUGGCUGGAUGACAACAGCUUGACAGAAGUCCCCAUUCAUCCACUCAGCAAUCUUCCUUCUUUGCAGGCCUUAACUCUGGCUCUCAACAAAAUAACACACAUUCCUGACUUUGCAUUUACAAACCUUUCAAGUCUCGUUGUUCUGCAUCUUCAUAACAAUAAAAUAAAAACAAUAGGAAAACAUUGUUUUGAUGGAUUAGACAACCUAGAAACUUUGGAUUUAAAUUAUAACAACAUGGUAGAAUUCCCUGAAGCCAUUAAAGCACUUCCAAGCCUAAAGGAGCUGGGAUUUCACAGUAAUUACAUUUCCAUAAUCCCCAAUGGUGCAUUUGAGGGAAAUCCCCUUCUAAGGACUAUACAUUUGUAUGAUAAUCCUCUCUCUUUUGUGGGUAACUCGGCAUUUCAGAAUUUAUCAGAUCUGCACUCCUUGGUCAUUCGGGGUGCCAGCAUGGUUCAGUGGUUUCCUAAUUUGACAGGAACCAGUAAUCUGGAGAGCCUGACUCUUACAGGCACCAAGAUAAGCAGUGUUCCCAUUAACCUAUGCCAAGAACAAAAGAUGCUUCGGACUUUGGACUUGUCUUAUAAUAACAUAAAAGAGCUUUCGAGUUUUAAGGGCUGCAGUUCCUUAGAAGAAAUUUCCUUACAACAUAAUCAAAUCCAGGAAAUCAAAGAAGACACCUUUCAGGGACUAACUUCCCUACGCAUCCUUGAUCUCAGUCGAAACUUGAUCCAGCAGGUUCACAAGAAGGCAUUUACUACACUUGGUGCUAUAACUAAUCUAGACUUAAGUUUCAAUGAGCUGACUUCAUUUCCAACUGAAGGACUGAAUGGACUAAACCAGCUUAAACUUGCAGGCAACUCUGAGCUGAAAGAAGCAUUGGCAGCAAAGGACUUUGUGAAGCUCCGGUCUCUGUCUGUUCCAUAUGCCUACCAGUGCUGUGCAUUUUGGGGUUGUGACUCUUAUUUGAACUCUAACAUGGAAGAUUCCAGCCACCACGAUCAGAAUGUGUUGAUAGAUCAUGAUAGAGCUACAGCAGAUGCAGAUGUUCCAAACGCUGAUGAGAAUGAAGAACUGGGUCAGACAAUUAUUCAUUGUACACCCACGACAGGUGCUUUUAAGCCCUGUGAAUAUUUACUGGGAAGCUGGAUGAUUCGACUUACUGUCUGGUUUAUUUUUCUGGUUGCCUUGUUCUUCAACCUGCUUGUCAUGUUAACGAUAUUUGCAUCUUGUACUCCAUUAUCUUCCUCCAAACUGUUUAUAGGCCUGAUUUCUGUCUCUAAUUUAUUUAUGGGAAUCUAUACUGGUAUAUUAACUUUCCUGGAUGCAGUCUCUUGGGGAAGAUUUGCUGAAUUUGGCAUAUGGUGGGAGACUGGCAGUGGUUGUAAAGUUGCUGGGUUUCUUGCAGUCUUUUCAUCAGAAAGUGCCAUUUUUUUCCUGAUGUUGGCAGCUGUUGAACGAAGCUUCUCCGCAAAACAGAUAAUUAAAAAUGGGAAAAGCAAUCAUCUAAAACAAUUCCAAAUUGCUGCAAUUUUUGCUUUCCUGUGUGCUAUGGUAGCUGGAUGCUUACCACUUUUCCAUAAAGGGGAGUAUUCAGCCUCACCACUUUGCUUGCCCUUCCCCACGGGAGAAACACCUUCACUAGGGUUUACAGUAACUUUAGUGCUCCUAAACUCAUUAGCAUUUUUGCUAAUGGCUAUUAUCUAUACUAAACUUUACUGCAACUUGGAAAAAGAGGACCUCUCAGAAAACACACAAUCCAGCAUGAUUAAGCAUGUCGCUUGGCUAAUCUUCACCAAUUGCAUCUUUUUCUGUCCUGUUGCAUUUUUCUCAUUUGCACCACUGAUCACUGCAAUCUCUAUCAGCCCUGAAAUAAUGAAGUCUGUUACUCUAAUAUUUUUCCCAUUACCUGCUUGUCUGAAUCCAGUCCUAUACGUUUUUUUCAACCCAAUGUUCAAGGAAGACUGGAAAUUACUUAGACGGCAUAUCACCAAAAAAAAUGGAGCAGUGGCAAUUGCUGUCAAUACUCAAGGUGGCUGUGUGACACAGGAUUUCUACUAUGACUGUGGCAUGUAUUCACAUUUGCAGGGUAACCUUACCAUGUGUGAAUGUUGUGAAUCACUUCUUUUAUCCAAACCUGUACCAUGCAAACACUUAAUAAAAUCACACAGUUGUCCUACACUGGCAGUGGUGCCUUGCCAACGGCCAGAUGGGUAUUGGUCAGACUGUGGCACACAGUCUGCUCAUUCUGAUUAUGCAGAUGAGGAUGACUCUUUUGUGUCGGACAGUUCAGACCAAGUGCAGGCCUGUGGUCGCGCAUGUUUCUAUCAAAGCAGAGGAUUCCCUUUGGUUCGUUAUGCCUACAAUAUACCAAGAAUUAAAGACUGAAAGGCUUUGCUGUAAGCUGUUCUCAUAAGGAAGAAGUACAAUGUUUCGUAGACCAUACCUGUUCUGACCUUUCAACCAGGAAGCACUUUUGUACUCAUUGUGUGGUGUCACUUGUAAAGAAGGGAAGUGGACAGUAAGUUUCUUGAGCCAUACAUUUGAGGGAGGGAAAAGUUGCCAACUGUAAAUAAUGGGUAAACCAAAACUUGUAACCCAAUAUUUUUAUUCUUUCCAAGCAAUACUGGUUUCUUUUAUACAGUUUUUAUGUGCUAAAGGUCUGUUUCCAUGUUGAACUCCAAUUGUAUUUUGCUUCUACUGUUGUGUGAGGCAAGUUCUGUCAAGCUUUCUGGUUAAGCACAAUAUAAGGGACAGCUGUUAAUAUUAAGAAAUUAUUUUUAAAUGUGAUUUUCUAUAAUUAAGAAAAAAUUGUUGCUAGCUUUGUAUAGUAUUUUCAGCAUUAAUCUCAGGAUGACUUACUGCAGGGCCAAAAGAAGGGACUACGUCUCCCAUACAGAACUGUGAGAGCAAUAUAGGUAUAACAUUUUUGUUUUUUAUAUUUCAAACUAAGAUUUGAUCUUAAUAAGAUAACUAUUUUUUAUUUAAAAAAAUCUUUUAUCCCUCGAGAUCUGCAGACUGUAUGAAAUAAGAAUAUUAACAGUUGUCGGGAGCGGUAGAACUGAAUAUGGUUUUCAGUGGAGACACACUGCUUCAGGUGAAAACCAUAGUACCAUUCUUCAGUAUUAUGUAAGGUCAUACUACCAGAAGGAAUUACCAUGGGCUAGACAGUGUAUAUCGUCAGUGCUGUCUGUGUGUGAGGUUAGCAUGCUUAUUUAGAAAGAGACAGAGAGAAGCUAAAAUAUUUUGCAGCCCUAUUCACUGUUAGUAAUAGUGCUUAUACACACAAUGUCUCUGAGCAUCUUGAGACUUUACCAAAAGGGGUGGCAAUGAAAAGCGGUUUUGCAAUAUAGAAACUUCUGCAUCUCUGCCAAUUAUUUCUCUCCAAGUAAAGUACAAUGUGGUGAGAUGGACUAAUUUUCAUGUAAAUUGGUGAAUUAAUUUAAAAAUUUUUCUUAAGCAUCUAAGACCCAAGUAUCACUUAAUUACCAUCAAUUAUCCUUUAAUCUGUACUUAGUUUGAAGUUUGAUCAACAUAAAGUUAUGAAUGCAUGAUCAAAGUACACCUCUACCCCGAUAUAACACGAAUUCGGAUAUAAUGCGGUAAAGCAGUGCUCCAAGGGGGCAGGGCUGCGCACUCUGGCAGAUCAAAGCAAGUUCGAUAUAACGCGGUUUCACCUAUAACGCAGUAAGAUUUUUUUGGCUCCCGAGGACGGCAUUAUAUCAGGGUAGAGGUGUAAUUAUAUAAGUUUCUUGAACAAUAUGCUGAAUCAAUAGCAAAUCCACUGCCAUACCAGUUACUCUGGAAAUGUUCUUGUUAAGAUUUAAGCUAGAUUGCUAUUUUGAGAAUUAAACUGUACAUACUGUGCAUAUAAUGAAUUUUUAUCUUUGUAUUGUAAAUUAUUUGAUAGAACACAUGAUGGGAAAUAUGGCUUCAGUUCAUUUUGUUAAUUAAAGCUACCUCCUAAACUAUAGUGGCUGCCAGUAAUUGUGGUUUAUAUACUUUUUGCAUUGUAAAUAGACAUGGUUGUACAUUGUCACUGUAAUAAAACAGAAUCCUUGUAUAUCAAA
Molecule: messenger RNA, 5156 nt
Organism: Chrysemys picta bellii (western painted turtle)
Lineage: Eukaryota; Metazoa; Chordata; Testudines; Emydidae
Gene: LGR4
Product: leucine rich repeat containing G protein-coupled receptor 4
Biological process (GO): positive regulation of canonical Wnt signaling pathway; adenylate cyclase-activating G protein-coupled receptor signaling pathway; activation of adenylate cyclase activity
Cellular component (GO): plasma membrane
Molecular function (GO): protein-hormone receptor activity; protein binding; G protein-coupled peptide receptor activity
Source: RefSeq, a predicted model, not a curated record